Messenger RNA from Prorocentrum cordatum, 1984 nucleotides. NCBI's taxonomy places the organism in Eukaryota, Dinophyceae, Prorocentrales, Prorocentraceae. The record is from the annotation of a GenBank genome assembly.
CAUGACGGCCCCAGAUGGCCCCAAGACGCCCCCCGAAGCAUUUCAAAUCGUGACCCGGUCGUUCAGGGAGACCGCGAUUGGAAGCAGUGUGGCCCGAGGAAGCUUCCAGGGGGCCUUAGAAGGAACCCAGAAGGCCUCCAGAAGGCCCCAACAAGCCCUGUAUAGACUCUCCGUAGCCACUUGGACUCAAGCCCAAGGGCCCAUUGUUGGUUUGAGGUCUGAUUUCCGAUACCGAUCGCUUUGAAUAGGCCCUUGUGUAGCAACGAUGGCCAGAGGUUUGAUGUUGAUGGCUUUGGUCAGCUUCGUCUUCGUCGGUCAGGCCGCCAGCGAGGGUGAGAAUCUCAUGACCGAGCUUGCGGACGAGGUACUUUCCAACCAGCAGGCGCUCCUGAGUAUCCCUUGGGAAAUCUACAGGGACACGCCAUCGUUCAGGGAUGUUGGCUACGUUGGCGAAUUUCCAAUUAGGGAUUCUGCUGCUACUGAGAUCCAUCUGAGCUCGUUGCAGACUGGACGGGAAACCCAAGGAUUCCCUCCAAACGUUCUGAUUGGCAGGGCCUUGGUCAAAGACUCCCUCAAUGUCACACAGCCUCCUUCGAAUUUCCGCUACACGGGAAAAGGAGGUGAGGAGAUCAAACACUUGAAUGGUUUGACGAACCCUGCGGGCGAUCUGACUGUGUGGCAGUGGCAGAGGAUGAGGUGGUCUGCUGCGAAGGGGUGGCUGGAAUAUUGGGCUGACCGGGGGAUUGGGGGUGCUACGCGAUUGGCCAUCAUCCAUUCCAGCGGUGAUAUUUUGUACGGCGGCUGUGACGAGAACACAAUCGUCUACAAGUACAACAGGAUCGUCAGCGCGAGUGGCGGUUCGCAGAAGAUCGUGAUGGCGGCGGAGCUGAGUCCUUGGCCAGCCGACCUUGGGUGGAGCUAUAACAUGACUGGCUCUAGCUGGGUUGAGGGAAGGAGGACCGACGUGCUCUCGGACGUGAGCGUGCCCGAUGACUGGGAGUCGACGUACGCGAAUUGCACCGACCCCAGCGUAGGCCCGUGCAAUUCCGUACCAAAGUACAUGUACGCCAAUUCCGGUUUCAUUAUGGGUACUAUCGACGCUCUCAUCGACAUGAUUGCAGAGCUUGGGACAACCUACUCUGGCUGGGACAAUCGAUGGUUCAACGAGUACUAUUUGAAGAACCCUGCCACUGUGACUCUCGACUACGCUGGCGACCUGUCAAUGUCUCUCCACAACAUGAACCUCGGCAGCCUCCCGCUGGAAGUCAGCGUGAACAACACGGGCAAGAGCAUCCAGAGCAAGUUGACAAACGGUAGCAUUUGUUUCUUACAUGGCAACGGUAACAGCUUCACAGCUCUUCAGGGUGUCGCAAGGGAGCUCAAGGCGUAGACUCGAACAGCUGUAGGCAGUGCGGUUCGAUUGUGGUUUUCUCAUGGAUGCGUGCGCAUGCACACGCACACAUGGACACGCACAGGCAAGUACCAGUGGUGUUCAUUCGCACGCGCACCUCGCCUCGCGUUAUAAGCGUAUCCACCGCGAGGUCCCCUCUUGUGUCGGUUGCUUAGGGUCUCUUCUCGGGGCGCAGGGCUUUGCUGCUCCGCUUCCCGCUGCCGUCAGCGUGCACACGACUGCCCAUGUUUGGGGCUCAUUCCGCUGAGUGUUUCCAAUUUCAUAGGGUCGAAAGUACCUGCCAAUCGAGGGCUGCGCAACUCUAGCAGCAAUGCAGUGCUGCCGUGCCAGCGAAGCUAGUCGCGCUGGUUGCUCUGCAGGUCGCCGUCUUGUGUUCUUACAUUUUGUAGUCCCGUUGCUUUUGCGAGUGCUAGUGGAGCUGACUUGGGCCCACAUGCCGGCAAUAGAGAGCCUAUGUGGGUGCGCGCGAUUCGCGUAUGGAAAUACAGAAACCUUUAAAAUAACUACUUUCGUGAGGCCCCAGGGAGGCCCUCCUAGGAGGAGCCUCCGCAAAACGAGCUAAGGAGGAUGGAG